Molecule: messenger RNA, 555 nt
Organism: Aureobasidium musti
Lineage: Eukaryota; Fungi; Ascomycota; Dothideomycetes; Dothideales; Saccotheciaceae
Source: the annotation of a GenBank genome assembly
AUGUCAGGCUACGAGGUCGAACACAACAUCAAAGAGGAGAAAAAGAACGAGGCACCGCCCCGCCGCCCUGAUCUUUCGACCUUCUUCACCACUCUCGAUCUCGUCGACACCAGUGGAGACCGUCACCCUCAAAACACACACUCUCUACCUCUUCCCGGCGACGUCUCAGCAGCCUUUCGCAGUCUCGCAAAUGCCUUCUCUAUGAUGCAGGGCGGUGGCCAUGGUCAAUCGCAAGAGAACACAGAUCAACUACUAGCUCGCAUGGUUGAAGAGUUGAUGCAAGAGUCUGAGAACCCUCCGAAGGAGGUCAAGGGUGUCUCUGAUGAGUUCCUCGCCCAGCUGGACAGAGUGCCAAAGACGAGCUUGAAGGACAAGGACUGCCCCAUUUGCGGCAAUCCCUUCCUCGAUGAUCACCUCUUCGACCUCGAAUGUAUCACCCCCUGGCUCAAGUUAAAUCCCACCUGCCCCCUCGACAGAAAAGAGUUGGUCAAGAAGAGAGCUCCCACACCACCACCAGAUGAGGAAGACGGAGAAUAUGAUGACAUGUAUGCAUGA